Messenger RNA from Rotaria socialis, 669 nucleotides. The record is from the annotation of a GenBank genome assembly. NCBI's taxonomy places the organism in Eukaryota, Metazoa, Rotifera, Eurotatoria, Philodinida, Philodinidae.
AUGAAUCCUCUAUCAAAAAUACUCAAUGGCAAUGCAACAACUCCAUUGAUGCCUUCAACUGGCCCAAAAUCAAUACCUGCUGAUCGAAUAACUACAGUUCGCGAUAAAACCAGUGUAGAUACAUCGAAAUCACAACCAAUAACACCCUUACCGGUAGCUACAUCAUUCGGUGGCAUUACAUCACAACAAACACUAACACCAACCAAUAAUGAAAAAUCAACAUCUCCAAAUCACCGUUUACACUAUGAUCGUCAUGAACUUUUACGUAUACGUGAUAGUUCAGGACCAUUUACGAUACCGAAAAAUCUCCCUGAUCUUGAUAUUGUUAUCAUUCGACGUGAUGAUAAUGAUGCAAAAUCUAAUCGUGUUGGUAAACAAAGACAAGAAUUUAUCAAGCCUGCAUGUGAUCGACAAUUAUCAUCAACUAAUCAUCCACCAUUGACAUCUUCUCCAAAUCAUGUCAAUGUUGUAGCUGACUCAAAGCACAAAACAGGAACUUAUCGAUCAACUGAACUUGAUUUUGAUAAUCGUGUUCAAAAUCAAUAUACAUCAGUCGAUCAAUCGAAAACCGAGGCGAAUAAUAAACUCUUACGUUAUAUUAAAGCAAAAUUAAAUAAUAUGACGCAAGAAACAUUCGAUGCAACACUGCACAAACUUAAAGCUUUAUAA